Neocloeon triangulifer is the source of this 1748-nucleotide messenger RNA. Its product is annotated as methyltransferase-like protein 17, mitochondrial. Bases 285 to 1631 code for a protein of 448 amino acids. Lineage: Eukaryota; Metazoa; Arthropoda; Insecta; Ephemeroptera; Baetidae. Gene Ontology annotation, biological process: translation. Gene Ontology annotation, molecular function: S-adenosylmethionine-dependent methyltransferase activity; structural constituent of ribosome. The record is from RefSeq and is a predicted model, not a curated record. Gene Ontology annotation, cellular component: mitochondrial small ribosomal subunit. The transcript has 8 exons.
AAACUCCUCUCCGCUGUACGUAGACCUUGUUCCUCGUUUAUUUGGAGCUAGCAGCUUUAAACCAGAGCGAACCAACUUCACCAACCGCACCGACGGAAAUCAACAAACACAAAACAAAACAACACCGAAAUCACUGAUUAUCAUAGUCGAUUAAUUAGACACCAAAAAGCACAUGGACGAGCGUCAUACUCUACAAAUAAGUUGUUAUAUUUGAUCAGAUUUAUUUAAAUAUUUUCGAAAAAUUUCCAGUUCUACGUUUUUGAUUAACAAUCGCAUCCAAGAAGAUGAUUGUUUCCAAGUUAAAUUUUAUUCCUGCGAGGGGGUGUGCUGUAGGAAUGAGUUUUUCUCGAAUGAUGGCAACAAAAGUAAAAGCAGUUGGCCUUUUGGACGAGUCUCUAACAUUAGAAGCUUCAAAGGAUUCUUUUACCGGCAAAGCACAUCCCGGCAAAGUUUACAGUGCAGUUGCCGACCUUCCCAAUCCUCUGCAAAGAGCAAUCGACAAAGUUUGCCAAGACGAAAACAAAAAAGUUUUAUUUACCGAAGGAGAAAAACUGGCAAGGCUGCUGAAAGACCGAUUUGAGCCAGGAAAGUCAACAGAAAAGAGAAAAUGGAAACCCACCGAGUACACCAAGACCAAGUGUCUCUCUUACAUGCUGAGCCGAAUGCCAGCAGAAUUUUCCGCUGUGGACAGAGCUUUCGUCGAAUUAUCCAAAUGGGCUCCAAAUUUUGUUCCAAGGACACUGUAUGACUUUGGAAGCGGCGUAGGUUCUGUCCCAUGGGCCGCAAUCUCAAGAUGGUCAAAACAGUUGGAGGAAAUUCACUGCAUUGACUCCUCGAAAGACAUGGUCAAUCUGGCAGAGCUUCUUCUUAAGGGAGGAGAGGCUGGUGGAAAAUUCCACGUUCCCCAAACAUAUUUUCGCCAGCUCAUGUCGCCCACAGUGAAUAGAACUUUUGACUUGGUCGUAAGUGCCCACACAUUGUUUGAGUUUCCAAGCCUAGAAGCUCGCUUAGACGCUCAUAUAAAUCUGUGGAGAAAGACCAAGGAUUAUUACGUGCUGGUGGAGUUGGGGACGAGAGAAGGAUUCAAACUUAUUGAUGAAGCCAAGGAAUUCAUCCUGUUUCAGUCAAAGAAAGAAGGCCAGGAAAUGCACAUACUGGCUCCGUGUCCUCAUUCACUUGCUUGUCCGCGCUUGUUGCGGGAAGGAGACAGGUCGCCUUGCAACUUUGAAAGUCGAUAUUAUAAACUUUGGCCCGAAAGCAAGGGGGAAGCCUCCAAGGAGCGUUUCUCAUUUGUCAUCCUUGGCAAAGGCCGGAGGAAAAGUCCAUCACCGUCUUGGCCCCGGAUGGUUCGGGCGCCCAUGGUCAGAAGUGGGCACGUGAUCUGCUCUUUGUGCACACCAGAGGGCAAACUCGAAGACGUGACAUUUACUAAGUCUAAGGAUGGAAGGGCAAGUUUUCUUUGCGCAAGAUAUAGUGAUUGGGGUGACCUGGUACCAGUUUCGUUGCGGCAGAAGGAGUUUGAUGUUAGAGACAAAGUGAAGAAGGAGAAUAUAUCGGAGAACUCUGAUGAUGCUCAAAAAAGUGAACAUGAAAAUGUUGCUGCAGACGAAGGAAGGCCUCUUGUUAAUUAGUAAAUUUUUUUAAUCAAAUUUUUUUCAUAUAACGUUCAUAUAGUGCGCCCAUUAAUUUGAAAUAAAAAUAAAAAUCUCCAAUAGUCAAAUUAUAAAAUUAAUAAUUACCAAUAUAAU